CUGGUUCAGGUUGGUUGUGUUAGGAAGUUCACGAAAAUGGCUGGUAAGGCUGCAUCUUCUGUUCGACAAGUGAAACCCAUUUUGUCUGUUAACAAGGAAGAUGCACGUCGAAAAGUGCUCAUGCUAUAUAAAGCAUGGAUUCGUGAAGUACCGCAAAUGUUAUUAUAUUAUGAUAUUCCCAAAAAUGAAGCAGAUUGUAAAAAGAAAGUACGUGAAGAAUUUAAACGUCAUGCUCAUCUAACUGAUCUAAGGAUUAUAGACCGAGUUAUUAUAAGAGGUCAAAUGGAGUUACAGGAAGUAGGAAAUAUAUGGAAACCUAAAGGACAGCUUAUGACUUAUUGGCAGGAAACAGUGGAAAAGAAGCCAACUGAUUUCUUGUCAAAAUUUUUUAAGGGUCAUGACUGACUUAUUCAGUUUUUGUUAGUUUUUGAAAGUUA
Harpegnathos saltator (Jerdon's jumping ant) is the source of this 437-nucleotide messenger RNA. It is a transcript of the gene ND-B14, whose product is annotated as NADH dehydrogenase (ubiquinone) B14 subunit. The record is from RefSeq and is a predicted model, not a curated record. Gene Ontology annotation, cellular component: respiratory chain complex I. NCBI's taxonomy places the organism in Eukaryota, Metazoa, Arthropoda, Insecta, Hymenoptera, Formicidae. The coding region runs from base 37 to 405 and encodes 122 amino acids. The transcript has 3 exons. Gene Ontology annotation, biological process: response to oxidative stress.